Messenger RNA from Seriola aureovittata, 4505 nucleotides. It is a transcript of the gene spinb, whose product is annotated as spindlin b. The transcript is spliced from 7 exons. Lineage: Eukaryota; Metazoa; Chordata; Actinopteri; Carangiformes; Carangidae. Gene Ontology annotation, biological process: gamete generation. The record is from RefSeq and is a predicted model, not a curated record. Bases 548 to 1378 code for a protein of 276 amino acids.
AACCAUAUAAGAUAGAUAGGUAACAAACAAACACAAAUCAGAAUCAUAAAUAAAUACAAAAGAAAUUGGAAAAAAAAACGCAUUGCAUCAAAAUUCACGCUUUUAUUUUGAAGCCUCCGCCGCCUCGUUUCCGCCCGCCCUCCAUCUUGGCGCAGUUAACUUGACGCAGUGGAGAACCAAACGGAGGCAGAGCGGAUCAAUUUGGAGCCACGGCGGUUGAUCGGGAUUAUGCGGCGACACUGAUUGCUGUAUCGGCUGAACACACUGUUUUCCUCAUCGAGUCCAUCAGCUGCGGUGUCGCCUCAUUCUCCAGGUGUUAGUCUGUACCCGGCCCGUAUGCAGCCUGUCCGGGGCCUGGUCUAAUCCCUGGUGCUCCUUCUCUCCCACCACCUCCUCCUCCCUCCUUUCCCUACCCUCCUCCCCCCUGCCCCCUCCCUCCAUCCUCACCCCCCCCCCCCACCCCUUUCACCACCACGCACACGCAGCCAGACUCCCAGUGUUUAGUCCGGACCGGUGGCCUGGCUGGCUGCCCCCUACAGGUGGAUGAAUGAAGACCCCAUUCAAGAGCCCAGCGGCCCCGCGGCCCCGAGCGGACGGGGGUGAGUUCCCGGAGCAGAGGAAAGACGAUUACUACGACUCCCAUGGACAUUCAGGCGUGUCUGCAAACAUGAUGAAGAAGAAGAACUCGCACAAGAAACAGAGGACCAGUGUUGGUCCCAGUAAGACUCUGGCUCAGCCCAGAAGGAACAUCGUGGGCUGCAGGAUCCAGCACAUCUGGAAGGAGGGCAGUAAGUCGUCUCAGUGGAAAGGGACGGUCCUGGACCAGGUCCCCGUCAACCCCUCCCUCUACCUGAUCAAAUACGACGGUUUCGACUGCAUCUACGGCCUGGAGCUGUACAGCGACGAGCGGGUGGUGGGGCUGGAGGUGCUGCCCGACAGAGUGGCUCCGGCCCGUGUCAGCGACUCGCUGCUGGCGGAGACAAUGAUCGGUAAAGCGGUGGAGCACAUGUUUGAGACGGAGGACGGGCCGAAGGAGGAGUGGAGGGGGAUGGUCCUGGCCCGAGCGCCCAUCAUGACGUCCUGGUUCUACAUCACGUACGAGAAGGACCCGGUCCUCUACAUGUACCAGCUGCUGGACGACUACAAGGAGGGAGACCUCCGCAUCAUGCCCGACUCCAACGACAGCGUGACGGCGGAGCGGGAGCCCGGCGAGGUGGUCGACAGUCUGGUGGGCAAACAGGUGGAGUACGCCAAAGAGGACGGCGGGAAGCGGUCGGGGAUGGUCAUCCACCAGGUGGAGGCCAAACCCUCCGUCUACUUCAUCAAGUUCGACGACGACUUCCACAUCUACGUCUACGACCUGGUCAAGACCUCCUAAGACCAGAAAAGACCUGGUUCCAGGACAUCCCCAGAAAGACUUUACCAAGUCCUGCCUAGAUCCACCAAACACCCCCCACCCCCCCACCCCCCCCAUCCCCCAUCCCUGCCCCCCCCAGUGAAGAAAAACCACAGCGAGGGUUUGAAACAUCCUGAGACUCACCACGGUCUGUGGAGACGCCUGAGACAGAUGAGAUCCACUCUUCACUCUUUUCUUUGAUGAAGCGCCUUAAACACAGGACCAGAUACAACCCCCACCCCCCCACCCCCACCCCCACCUCCACCUCCACCCCAGGUUCAGACUUAAAACCUCCACCCAGCUCCGAGUCUUGAGACCAGAGUCGUUCAUCGUUCAUCACUUCAGACUCCAGCAGUCCCUGACGCCUGUGAGAUUCACAAGAACAGAAAUGUCGCUGAUCCAGGUUCGGUGAGAGGACACAAAGACCUCCUCCCCCUUUUCCUGAAACCCUGUCAGACCGUCUGAGACCUCCGUGGCGUGAGGGAGGGGGGGCGCGCAGGUCUGAGUCUGCCGGGGUUAAUGAAGGGACGGGACUUCAGGAUACAGGAACUCUGAAGCUUCAUCUGGUCUCCAUCUGCAUUUAGAGAAGGUGAACUUGGACCUGGGGAGCGUGUGUCCAAUCACAGAGCAUUUAUUUACUGACCCCGCCCCUAUACACGUCACCUGUUGACAAAGAAAGACGCUGAUUGGACGCUGUGUAUAAACAAGAGAACACAGACUCUCUUUUCUUUUAUCAUUUUGUCAUUUUCCUGUCUGUGGUGAUUCCUACAUUACCCAUAAUGCCUCUGCAUCAGACGGCGGCAGAGGCUCAGGUGUCAGGUGGACGUGCUCGUAGAGAAACGGCACCGUCGGCCUCGAGGUUCAGGAGCAGCGUUAAUGAGACUAAUUAGUCUGAUGUUUGUGAAUCAUCCAGCUGUUUCUGCUGCAGCCUCACUUCCUGAAUUUCAACAUAAAAGUCUGAUGUUUUUACGCCUCACCAACAUUUUUAUAUUUGUGCCAAAAAGACGUGUUUAUGAAAACGUUCCCGCACAUUAAACGUGUUCCCUGAAGGUCUCAUGGAUCCUGGUCCAGAUGAGACCAGUGAAGUCCUCCAGUGUGUGAGAGAAGAAGAAGAAGAAGAGUCACAUCAGUUAUUGAUACUUUGUGUUUUUAACCAAACUUAUUUAACAUCUGUCAGCAGUGUAUAAACAUUUAAUAAAUAUAUUUAAAUUCAAACACAUGACAGGUAACAGCUGUUCAGAAACAUCAACUUUAAAAAGUAAAAUGUAGGUAUUCAAAUGCAAAAACUUUCAAAAUAAAAGCAAAAUAAAAAUUAUUUCAGAUAUUUAGAUAUUUGACAAGUCUUUCUUUUAUUAUGUCAAACAUGAAUAACAGCUAAAUUGUUUAUAACACAAUAAUGUAGUUGUAGACAAUUAUAGUUUCUAUGAUUCCAGCUGUUUCACUAACAAACACAUGAAUAGAAAUCAAUAGAAACCAGUUAUAGAUGAACACGCUGCUUCUAAAUGUUAAAUAAGGGGUUAAAAUAAUCUCCUCCCUCAGACAGCUGAUGAACACACUGAGGCUGCAGCUCUUCACACUUCCUGUUCUCAGUCACAUCUGUCCACAUGUUGGUAUCAGCUGCCUCUCACAUCAGCUCGUCCUUAGAUUUCCUCUCUGCUCCUCUGUGCUGUGUGAGAUGUACGGUGGCCCUGAGAGCUCAAAACACAAACGACUUCAGAGAACACCUUCGACCCUCAGGGCCACCGUAGGUUCUCCUGUUAGCAGCAGAAGCUCGUGGCUGCAGCUCCACUGAUGAUGAUGAUGAUGAUGAUGAUGAUGAUGAUGAUGAUGAUGAUGAUGAUGUUGUUGUUUGUAAGAUUAUUGUUUUUAUCUCUGCUGACAAAUCUCUCUCUCUCUCCUUUACAAUUAUUUUACAGCUGCUCAUAAAAGUUCCGUUCAUUUCUCAGCUGUUCAUUCAUUCAUUCAUUCAUUCAUUCAUCCAUCCAUCAUAACUGAUCAGAAAAUGAAUCUGCAGCUGUUCAGGUCGUUGUUUACACAAACACUGAUUAUUUUCUGGGCUGCUGUUCAGACACAACAAACUUCUGAUGUGAUCAACUCGGCCGACAGGAAGUUGCUGUUCUUGUUUUAAUUUAAAUUUUUACUGUUUUCAACAAUAACGAUUCAUUGAUUAAUGUAAAAAUUGAAUCGGCAGAUUAACUCACAGUGAAAAUAAUCGUUAACGUUACAAAGAAGGACUUCCUGUGACGUCGUCUGGUCCUGGAGCGCAGAGGUUUUUCCAGUAACAGGUAGAAAUGCUCACCUGGUCUUCGCCCUCCAGGUCCUGGUCUAGAGGACUGUAGGUCCUGACGGGCGCUGUCAUGAACAUCCAGGGGGUGUCGGACUCUCUUAUUAACCUGGGUGUUGUUGGGAAUGUUACCCACAAUGCAUCUGUCUUCAGGCUGAUGAACCAUGGGACGUUUAGACCGUAGUGAGCCUCCCGAGUGGUGGGAGGGAGGGAGGGAGGGAGGGAGGGGGGGGUGACACCAGAGUCUGGGUGGAUCUUCAGCCUCCAUGAUGUGGACAUGAGUAGUUGUCUGUUCAGGAGCCGACACGCCGUUCGUAUUUUACAGAAAAACAUUGAUCUGUAGUGAGUGUGUGUGAGUGUGUGUGUGUGAGUGUGUGUGUGUGUGCUGUCGAUCAGCCCCUGUUCGGAGCAGUGUUGUUUUUGCAUGCUUAUAUAGCUCAGUGUAAAUCGAUGUGAGUUGCAUGUCCGUGUAGUUUUCAGUUGUUCGGCUGGUUCUGUCUGUCGUGGCUUUGGGUGCCUUUCAUUUGGUUUCUCUCUCCUUUUUGUUCCCUGUUAUAUUUUGUACUGAGUGUCCCAGAGGCUGGGAGCAUUUUUGGGUUAUUGAGCAAAAAAAUAAAAUAAAAAAAACAACAAAAAAAUCCUCCUACAAACAGAACUGAGCAGUUAUCAUCAGGUCGAACAGCAGGAACCUGUGAAGAGGUCGUGUUCUGUUUUUGGGCGGAUUGUCCCUUUAAGAGUCGAGUGCCAACUACAGAUGCCAGUGUUGUACAGCAGUGAAAAGCUCACACUAUUUACUAAAAUAAACCAUUUCUCUGUUUUUUUUCA